This is a messenger RNA of Asterias rubens (European starfish), 2391 nucleotides long. RefSeq names its product calcium-activated potassium channel subunit alpha-1-like. Gene Ontology annotation, biological process: transmembrane transport; monoatomic ion transport. Gene Ontology annotation, molecular function: large conductance calcium-activated potassium channel activity. NCBI's taxonomy places the organism in Eukaryota, Metazoa, Echinodermata, Asteroidea, Forcipulatida, Asteriidae. The record is from RefSeq and is a predicted model, not a curated record. Gene Ontology annotation, cellular component: postsynaptic membrane. The transcript has 8 exons. Bases 1258 to 2391 code for a protein of 377 amino acids.
AGUUUAUCAUCACACAAUUUGGACGUACACAUGAGUGUUUUUUUUUUUGCCGCGCGAUCUCUGCGCUGAACAGUUGUUCACUGUACAUAUUCAUUACUGGGUAAAGUCGUCUUUGUAAAAAGCUGGCAGGUGAUUGAUCUAUUGGAGAUUAUUUACCAAUGCUGAGAUGUCGGAAUUACAGUUGUGUUUUUCGUGACUGAUUAACAUCAGAGUUAAAGCAGAAAGGAAUUUGCGACUACGGGCUGUUUUCAACGCUGGCACCACCAGGCAGGUGAGUUCGGUAGCUACGCGCUAUAUACCAAAAGCGAUGGGGGAAAUUUGAGUGAGAACACAACGUAAUAUCAAAACGACACCGUGUCAUCCUGUUCUACGUACACAAUAAUAAUGGGGCGUUAUAUGAGAUAAAAGCUUAUAGGAUUAUUUCCAGACACAAUUCUUCACCUUGUGAAAAAAACGAACCCAACAAUAACAACGUUAACCAUUCUUAUAUCGUAUACAACCGGCAAAAAGUCUGGUACCGGUUUCCAAGCGAAUCGAAGCGUGACUGUGGUUCCACGCCGUCUACAUGAACCAACAAUACUCCACUUUGCACCGUGAUUCUUCGAAGGACUUUUUAUAAUAUAGUGCAUCCCCUCUGAUUUCUGAGAGAAUGGAGUGAACACUCUACACGAAUGUCAACGUCAACUUCUGAUCUGUGUUGCUAGGAAGAACUCAAUAGAAAACACUCGUUAUGAUGAUCUCUGUUGUGUGGUAAUUGUAUGAGUUGGGUUUAGGGUUUAACAACAUUUCAGUGGAAGAGUCUAUCGUCUGUGUUUGACAAGAAGAACGGCACCCAAUUCAACGGACAAGUGGGGCUAUACUUGUGCUGUGGUCGACAUUAUUCAAUGGAAUAACGCUUGAUAACAAAAUCAACAAUAACCCUGGAAUUUACAGUUUGGCAUUCUUGUGCUAAUUGACUGCAAUUUGACGUGUAGCGUUGUAUUGAAUACUUAGCAUUGGAACGAAGGUCGAGUUAGUACCACAACCUUGUGUUAUAGGAAUUAACAAGAAUAGCAAGCUACCUCGAUGGUCAAAGUGUUGACAUGUUCUGAUGAGGCUGCUGGUAAUAGAGCUGUAAACAAGAUGACGGCACUGUGAACAUUCUCUUUGGAUUCUAUUGACUUAUUUUCGCGAUUUGUUAAUACUUCAACUGGGGACAGUUUGUCAAACCGAACUUUGUUGUAAUUUCUUUUUUAGUGUUUCGGGCCAAUUGGAAUCAUGACAACGGUGAAUUUAACACAGGAGCAAUGCGAGGCAACGUUGUGUGAGGACCCAGACUGCAAUUACAAAUACUGGUGGAUUUUCCUCCUCUCAAGCCUGGUCACAGUCUUUCUCGGCAUGGGCCUCGUUAUCGCCGUCCGCUUCAUAACGAGGCUACCCUGUUUGAAUCGCCGGCGCCAUGUUGGUUCGCACGAAGGCGGUGGGUGUUUGUCCAGUGUCUGUCCGAUUAGUCUCAUGGAUAAGAAUGCCGAGUCCGAGAUUCACUGGAUGGAAGCUGCCAAGGACGGGGCUACCAGACUAAUGUCUGCCCAGAGUGGAUUCGGCAGAGUGUUGUUAAUAACGUACUUCUCUGUCAGCAUGGCAUCCUAUGCAAUAUACGUCAUGGACACAAGCAAGCCCAUUGAACGCUGUAUCAAAUUUAAAGGAGAUCUUCUGUUUUUCAUCGACAAUAUCUUCAAUUUCUUCUUUCUUGCUGUCCUUAUACUGAGGUUCAUCAGCUGGAAUGACAAGUUUUGGUUCUGGCUGUCUGUUAAUACACUGGUGGAUUGCUUCACCAUUCCACCGACAUUCGUGUCGUUGGCAAUGUCAAGAACGUGGCUGGGUCUUCGGUGUCUGAGAAUAAUGAUCCUAAUGCAGUUACCUGAGAUUCUACAGCUGAUUAAAGUGUUGCGGACCAGCAAUGGGAUUAAACUCACAAGCUUGCUGACCAUCGUAGCUGGUGCUUGGUUGACCUCGGCAGGCAUCUUUCACUUGGUGGAGAAUUCUGGUGAUCCUUGGAUUGAGUUUACCAACAGUCAGCACUUGACGUAUGGUGAUUGUAUCUACAUGCUCGUUGUGACCAUGUCUACAGUGGGCUAUGGUGAGAUCACACCCAAGACGACGUGCGGGACUGUCUUCAUCGUCUUCUUCAUUCUUGGAGUCUUGGCUAUCUUCGCCAGCGCUCUGCCUGAAAUUGUUGAAAUCGUGGGACAAGGGAGCAAGUACUCCGGUGUCUACGAACCCGUCAAGGGGAAGAAGCACAUUGUAGUCUGUGGUCACAUCACCUACGAUAGCGUCUCCAACUUCCUGAAAGAUUUCCUUCAUGUCGACAGAGAUGUCGUCAAUGUUCACAUCGUACUGCUGGACACGUAA